This is a messenger RNA of Knipowitschia caucasica, 774 nucleotides long. The record is from the annotation of a GenBank genome assembly. Lineage: Eukaryota; Metazoa; Chordata; Actinopteri; Gobiiformes; Gobiidae.
AUGGGGUGGCCACUCAGAAAGGCCUGGAGCUCACCACCCCCCGGCACCGGAGCCUCACCGCCCCAGGAACCGGAGCCUCACCACCCCCCGGCACCGGAACCUCACCACCCCAGGGACCGGAGCCUCACCACCCCCCCGGCACCGGAGCCUCACCGCCCCAGGAACCGGAGCCUCACCACCCCCCGGCACCGGAGCCUCACCACCCCCCGGCACCGGAGCCUCACCACCCCCCAGGAACCGGAGCCUCACCACCCCCCGGCACCGGAGCCUCACCACCCCCCGGCACCGGAGCCUCACCACCCCAGGGACCGAAGCCUCACCACCACCCCAGGGAUCGGAGCCUCACCGCCCCCCAGCACCGGAGCCUCACCGCCCCAGGGACCGGAGCCUCACCACCCCAGGGACCGGAGCCUCACCGCCCCCCGGCACUGGAGCCUCACCACCCCCCGGCACCGGAGCCUCACCACCCCCCGGCACCGGAGCCUCACCACCCCCCGGCACCGGAGCCUCACCACCCCCCGGCACCGGGAGCCUCACCACCCCAGGGACCGGAGUCUCACCACCCCCCAGGACCGGAGCCUCACCACCCCCCGGCACCGGAGCCUCACCACCCCCCGGCACCGGAGCCUCACCACCCCAGGGACCGGAGUCUCACCACCCCAGGGAUCGGAGCCUCACCGCCCCCGAGGACCGGAGUCUCACCACCCCCAGGACCGGAGAGCCUCACGGAGCCUCACCACUCCCAGGGACCGGAGCCUCACCUGCCUCACUUAG